Uranotaenia lowii is the source of this 2694-nucleotide messenger RNA. RefSeq lists its product as uncharacterized. The transcript has 3 exons. The coding region runs from base 1 to 2694 and encodes 897 amino acids. Lineage: Eukaryota; Metazoa; Arthropoda; Insecta; Diptera; Culicidae. Gene Ontology annotation, molecular function: nucleic acid binding. The record is from RefSeq and is a predicted model, not a curated record. Gene Ontology annotation, biological process: DNA integration.
AUGUCGCAGCAUGCUAUCAUCACGCUAGGUUCCCGACAAGUAUACUGCCCCAAGCGCCCGGUAGCCUAUGCCGCUCUCCCGAAGGCGGAUGCUGAACUCCAAAGGCUACAAGAACGCGGCAUCAUUUCUCCAGUGCAGUUCUCCAAUUGGGCUGCCCCUAUCGUCGUGGUUCGCAAAUCGGACAACGUCUCUGUUCGAAUUUGCGGCGAUUACUCAACUGGACUCAACGCAGCUCUGGAAUCCGACCGGCAUCCUCUGCCUCAUCCCGACGACAUCUUUACUACCCUGGCUGGGGCACGCCUUUUCUCCCAAAUCGAUCUGUCGGACGCAUACCUCCAGGUCGAAGUGGAGGAAGAAUCACGCAAACUGUUGACGGUUAACACCCACCGAGGCCUGUUCCAGUACAACCGUCUUGCUCCAGGUAUAAAAUCGGCACCUGGAGCCUUUCAACGCAUAAUCGACUGCAUGGUAGCUGGCAUCCCAGGUGUAAAAACCUAUCUCGACGAUAUUCUGGUAUUCGGACGAACUCAAGAGGAACACGAUCGCAAUCUGGACGCGACCCUUGGAAGGAUUCGUGAUUACGGGUUUCAUCUACGCAUCGAAAAAUGCCAUUUUUCUCUUCCUCAGAUUAAAUUUCUUGGUCACAUCAUCGACAAGGAAGGUCUCCGCCCAGAUCCAGCCAAGACUCGUGCGAUCUCUGAGAUGCCGGCCCCCACGAAUGUGUCACAGCUUCGAUCCUAUCUUGGCGCUAUAAACUAUUAUGGACGGUUUGUAGGCCAAAUCAAGGAGCUCCGUGCGCCGCUCGACCGGUUACUGAAGAAGGACGCCCGCUGGGAAUGGACUCCAGAAUGCCAAAGCUCGUUCGACCGCUUCAAAUCCAUUCUGCAGUCUGACCUCCUUCUGACACACUUCGACCCUCGGAAGGAAAUCAUCGUAGCUGGUGAUGCAUCCAAACACGGCUUGGGUGCCGUUAUAAUGCAUCGAUUCCCCAACGGUUCCAUCAAACCCAUCGCUCACGCUUCAAGAUCGUUGACACCUGCUGAGGUUAACUAUGGCCAAAUCGAGAAGGAAGCUUUGGCACUCAUCUUUGCUGUCACGCGCUUCCACAAAAUGGUUUAUGGUCGCAGGUUCACUCUUCAAACCGACCACAAGCCCCUCCUGAAGGGUUUCGGCAGCAAGAAAGGGAUUCCGGUGUACACAGCAAAUCGACUCCAACGCUGGGCGUUGACUUUGUUGCUCUACAACUUCGAAAUCCAGUUCGUUCCAACCGCAAGCUUUGGACACGCCGAUCUUCUCUCUCGUCUGAUGGAUUCCCACAAGAAAUCGGACGAAGAAUAUGUCAUCGCAGCGAUACAGAUGGAGACAGACGUGAAAACUAUUUUCGAAGGGUCCAUCUCCAACCUGCCGGUUACAUCGGACAUGAUCUCCAAACAAUCAGCAGAGGAUCCAACACUUCAAGAAGUAUUCAACUAUAUCCAGAACGGGUGGCCCGAAUCUACGAAAACAAUCGCCGAUCCAACAGUACGACAGUUUUUCUCCAGACGUGACAGCUUACAAGUUUUUCAAGACUGCAUCAUGUUUGGUGACCGUGUCGUCGUUCCAGCCUUGUACCGAAAACGAAUACUUCGCCAGCUACACCGAGGACACCCUGGAAUGGAGCGCAUGAAGUCAAUAGCAAGAAGUUUCGUCUAUUGGUCGAACAUCGAUGAUGACGUCGAGGACUUUGUGCGCCGAUGUAGUUCCUGUGCCCAAGCAGUGAGAGAUCCCCGGAAAACAACUCUCGAAUCCUGGCCCCUUCCUUCAAAACCGAUGGAGCGAAUUCACAUCGACUAUGCCGGCCCCAUCGAUGGUUUCUACUAUCUGGUCAUAGUUGAUGCCUACUCCAAGUGGCCCGAGGUUUUCCGAACGCGUUCAACUACUACGACUGCAACUUUGGACUUCUUGCAAGAAACCUUUGCAAGAUACGGAUAUCCCCACACAUUGGUCUCUGACAACGGUUCCCAGUUCAUCAGCGCACAGUUCCAACAAUUCUGCAAAGAACACGGAAUCCAACAUCUGACGACCGCUCCAUACCAUCCGCAAUCGAACGGCCAAGCGGAAAGGUUUGUGGACAGCUUGAAACGAGGACUCAAGAAGCUCGCAAAUGGGAAAAGCAUGGCUACAACACAGCACUUACUAACAUUUUUGCAAAUCUCCACCCAAUUGGACCUUCUGAAGCCAACGCUACCAAGCUCAACACGAAUCAACGAUGCUCAAAACGCUCAGUUCAAUAAACGUCACGGCGCUGUGCAAAGGAAAUUCGUCGCUGGAAAUCCGGUUCUGGCCAAGGUUCAUCAAGGGAAUUGCGCCAAGUGGAUUCCGGGUCGGAUCAUCGAACCCAAAGGUAACGUGAUGUACACCGUUCUCCUGGACAACGGUCGACUCAUCCGAUCCCACACCAAUCAACUGAAGGUCUGGUUCAUCGAAACAGCAGCACCGGUUCCAACACCAAAUCUUCCAUUGUCGGUGUUGUUGGAUGAUUUCGUUGUUCCAGUCUCCGAAGCUGACCAAACAGACUCCUUGCGGAAUGAAGACGAUUUGGGUUGUUCCGAGUAUGGCUCACCUCUGCAGUCACCUGAAGUUCCACCACCACGGACAAGACCAACCCGAAAUCGCUGUCCGCCCAAGCGAUUGAGCUCGUACGAUCUUUCUUAA